Molecule: messenger RNA, 3541 nt
Organism: Anopheles stephensi (Asian malaria mosquito)
Lineage: Eukaryota; Metazoa; Arthropoda; Insecta; Diptera; Culicidae
Gene: Vps11
Product: vacuolar protein sorting-associated protein 11 homolog
Exons: 5
Coding region: 144-3410 (1088 amino acids)
Biological process (GO): intracellular protein transport; organelle fusion; vacuole organization
Cellular component (GO): HOPS complex; endosome
Molecular function (GO): protein binding; protein-macromolecule adaptor activity
Source: RefSeq, a predicted model, not a curated record
UGACAGUUUGCGAUGAGUCGAACGGGAAAAUUGCUCAUCAAAACAUAUUCACCGUCGCAGAACAACAAUAUUGCAGCAAAUCGGACUAAUUGGAUUGAAUUCGUCCCGUUUUUGCCGUAAGGCAAACAGAGCAUCGCAUCGUAAUGGCUAUUUUCGAGUGGCGCAAGUUCAACUUUUUCGACCUCCGCCAGGGAGUGGAUAAAGAUAACGUAUCCGGGGCGUUGCAGGGCGCAAAGAUUACUGCAACGGCAAACGGCACCAGCUUGAUAGUGAUUUGCGAUUCCAACGGGUACAUUCACACAUUUAGCCGCACUUGGUCGGUGAUUAGCUUCAAGGGCCACGAAGGCUCGAUACUGCUGUGCGACAUAGCGAAACCGAACAAUCUGCUCGUGACGGUCGGGGAAGAUAUCAACGGUCCGUCGUUCAAGGUGUGGAACCUGUCGAAGCUGUCCGCAACGAACGGUGCACAAUGUUUGCGUACGGUGCGCACGAUGGUAUCGGUCCCGACGGCAUUGGCCGUCUCGGAGGGCGGCCAGUUUAUGGCGAUCGGAUUUGCCCAGGGCAACAUAUCACUGUACCGCGGGGACAUUAGCCGGGAUCGAUCGAAAACGCUGAAGCAGCUUACGGCCGGCACGAGCGACAUUGUCGGCAUUGCGUUCAAGCACUGUCACAAGCACACGCAAAUGUUUGUCUGCUCAAACUCGGGCGUGUAUCUGUACAAUCUGCACAGCCGCGAUAAGGAGAUCCGCGUGAUACUGGCCACUAUGAAAAAGCCGGUCGGUUGCUGUGCGCUGCAGACCGGUCACAACGAGGGCCACUUUAUGGUGGGGCUGGACGAUGCAGUGUACUGCUACACCUCGGACGGUCGCGGCCCGUGUUAUGCGCUGGAUGGCAACAAGACACUGCUGCACUGGUACCGGUCCCAUCUGCUUGUGGUGAUGCGCAACCCAAGAAGCCCGGGCGGCUUUAACCUGACCGUUAUUGACAUACAGAACAAGUUCAUCGUGUUCACCACGCCCAUCGAGGAGGUGUCGGCGAUUCUGACCGAGUUCGGCACCUGCUACAUUCUGACCGAGGGCAAACAGGUGCUCCAUCUCGACGAGAAAGAUCUGCAGAGCAAGCUGAACGUGCUGUUUAAGAAAAAUCUGUACGACAUUGCGGUACGCAUUGCAAAGUGCAACCAGUACGAUGCGGAAGGUUUGGCGGGCAUUUUCAAGCAGUACGGUGACCAUCUGUACAGUAAGGGCGAUUUUGCCGGGGCGGUGGAACAGUACGCGAAAACCAUUGGCCACCUGGAACCGUCGUACGUGAUACAGCGCUUCCUAGACGCCCGGCACAUCCACUUUCUCACGGACUAUCUGCAAACGAUACACGCGCAGGGCCGCGCAACGGCGGAUCAUACGACGCUGCUGCUGAACUGUUUCACACGGCUCGAUCGAACGACGCAGUUGAAGGAGUUUUUGAAAAACGAUCAAAAGUCGAACCUGUUCGAUAUCGAUGUGGCGAUCAAGGUGUGCCGCGAUGCGUCGUACGUCGACGAAGCGCUGCAGCUGGCCAAAGCGCACCGGAAGCAUGACGCUUGCUUGAGCAUUCUGACGGAAGAUAUGGGCCAGUUCGAGGAAGCGUUAAACUACAUCGAAUCGCUUGCGUGUGCGGACGCGGAGCGUAGCAUAAAGCGGUACGGGUCGGUGCUGAUGAGCAAUUGUCCGACGAGAACGAUUGCGCUGCUGAAGAAGCUGUGCACGGAAUAUGCAGCGAACAGAAGCUCGACACCGGGCCGGGACGCUCUCACGGUGGCGGAUCUGUUGGCCGAUCUGAACAUGAACGAUGAGCGUGGUCACGGGAACCCGGAAGACUUUAUUCACCUGUUCGACGAUACGGAGCUGUUGAUCGACUUCCUGGAGCAUCUGGUGCGCUUCGUGCCCGCCAGCAGCCAGUGCGUGUACAGCACGCUCAUCGAGCACUAUCUGUACAAAUGGAAGGAAAGUGCCGCGGUGGAGGGAAAGCUGCUGGAUCUGUUAAAAUACAACACGGACCGGUACGACAAAAACCACGCACUGGCACAGUGUCGCGUGCACGAAUUUUGGCCCGGCGUUAUGUAUCUGUACGAGGAGGACAAGCUUUACCAUCUCAUCGUGCGGCACUACCUGCGGCAUCGACAGUACGACGAGCUGUUGACGUGCUGCCGCAAGCUAGCCCACAACGAUGCCUCCCUGUGGCUGCUCACACUAAACGGCCUUAAGAACGAUGCGCAAGCUCCGGCGCACCUGUUUAACCAGAUUUUGCAAGUGAUUUCACAAAAAAGACUUCAAGCGCCGCUGCAAGUGCUGGACUGUUUGGCGGUCGAGCACGGUCCCACCUUCCUCUCGGUGAAGGAUUAUUUCGCGCAGGUGUUCCAGAAGGAGCAGGACACGAUCCGCAGCGAGGAGGAGCAGGCUCGAACCUACCGGGAAGAGUCGGCCUCCAUCAAGCGCUACAUCAAGCACCUGCAGGAGGGCAAUGUGGAAUUUCAGAACACGACCUGUGAUGCCUGCAAACAGCCACUGUCGAUGCCGGCACUGUUUUUCCUCUGCAAACAUUCCUACCAUCAAGACUGCAUUCGAAGCUACACCGAUACGGAACGGGAUUGUCCGGUGUGCAACAAGAACAACAUACAGCUGAUCGAGGCACUACGGGCGCAGAGUGAGGCGCGCGAUCAGCACGAAAUGUUUCACGAUCUGCUCGACCGCUCGCCGGAACCGUUUUCCGUGGUGGCAGACUACUUCGGGCGUGGCCUGUUCAACAAGCUGCUUAUCGUCGAGGAAGGAGAUCCACAGAUGGAUAUUGUGGAACAACCGAAACCAACCGACAGAGCAAAGGGUGCUGCUGCGACGUACGAACCGCCACGCACUGUCGUACCGCAGCCGGCUGCUCCGUACGCCAGCGAAGCGAGACUCCGCCAGGACGAAGGCCGAUCGACACAGGUUCGAAUCGAAUCGCAGGAAAGCGAAAUGCGCCUCCGGUUAAUGGAACAGGAGCGUAUUAGGCAGCGCCAGCAGGCGGCCACAAUCGCACAGCAGCAGAUGAGGCUGCGCGACGAACGCAGUCCGAAGAUGCAAUCCCCUUACGGCAGUCCGCGACCGACGGCCGUGCCCGAUCUGAGCAAACAGCUGAAUCCAUUCGAAAAGUCGCACGCGUCGGCAGCAGCGAAGCAGCCCGUCGUCAGUGCGAAAGAUAUCGCCAAAAUCCCGAUCGCCACCACGGCACGUAAUCCGUUCGAUGAGGACGAAGCGGCCGGCUAUGACAAUACCAAAAAUCCGUUCGACGACGGAACGCAGCAAGGUGGGGCAUCGGUGGGAAAACCACAAACGGUUGCUAAAAACCCCUUCGAGGAGGAGUACGACAGUAAGUUGGAUCCUUUUGCCGAGUAAGUAGAGUGCGCUUUUUCGCCGGGAGGAAUUACUGCUGCAUCGUUGAGCCAUGGCACGUUCCCCGUAUUUAUCCCUUCAGUUAAUACAUAUAUAUACAUACAUGCAAUAAACAAAAGCUAAACGUCUUACAA